AUGGCUAAUUCUCGAUAUGAGUAUGUCAGGCAGUUCGAGAGAGAAAACUUUCUACUUCCUGACACCUAUAUCAUUGUGCGGGUCGAUGGAAAAGGGUUUCAUAAGUUUAGCGACUACUAUAAGUUUGCAAAACCAAAUGAUGUUGGUGCUUUGGAGGUGAUGAACGAAGCAGCUUUGCAUGUAUUUAAGCAAAUUUCUGACAUUGUUAUGGCAUACGGUGACUCUGAUGAGUAUUCUUUCUUACUAAGGAAAAAAUGUUCCCUUUAUGAGAGGCGAGAGAUGAAAAUUGUCACUUUAUUUGCAGCAACUAUGGCCGCUGCUUACCAGCAUAUAUGGAACACAAAGUUUCCUGAAAAGCCACUUCAGUUAGAGAGGCUUCCCAUAUUCGAUGCUAGGGCAGUUGUGUAUCCUUCCAUGGAACAUGUAUCAGAUUACUUUAGAUGGCGCCAAGUUGAUUGUCAUAUUAAUAAUUUGUACAAUACUACAUUUUGGGCAUUGGUACUGAAAGGUGGAAUGAGUCCUAAAGAAGCCGAAAACCGGCUUAUAGGAACGGUUUCCAGUGACAAAAACGAAAUUUUGUUCAAAGAGUUCGGUAUCAACUAUAAUAAUGAACCAGAAAUAUUUAAGAAAGGCACGGUCAUUGUACGAGAAUAUCAAGAAUCUGUCGACGAAUCUCAAUUGUCACAGCGACAGAAACAGAGGUAUGAAAAGAAGCGUGGUAAAGCUUCAAUCAUGGUCCAUCAUAUAGACUUGAUCAAGAACGAUUUUUGGGACAGUAGGCCAUGGCUACAAAAUUAG
Molecule: messenger RNA, 798 nt
Organism: Meyerozyma guilliermondii ATCC 6260
Lineage: Eukaryota; Fungi; Ascomycota; Pichiomycetes; Serinales; Debaryomycetaceae
Gene: THG1
Product: tRNA guanylyltransferase
Exons: 1
Coding region: 1-798 (265 amino acids)
Biological process (GO): tRNA modification
Molecular function (GO): tRNA guanylyltransferase activity; magnesium ion binding
Source: RefSeq, a predicted model, not a curated record